CGGCUCCGUUCGGAUGCUUGGCUUAGAUCCGACUGCUGACCCGGUAGCCGAUGUCGAAGGGAUCUUCAUCUGACUCCGGCGAGUUGAUCAGCAGUUCGGGAUCCAUGGUUUGAGCACGGCUGUCCAAAGGCUGCGAUGUCUUCAAAAAUGCAGAGCUCCAGCAGGAUGGCUCAGGCCAGGCGGAUGGUGCAGCAGCUGAGGAUGGAGGCCCGCUUUGAGGGGAUAAAGGUGUCCAAGGCUUCAUCUGACCUGAUGCGUUACUGUGGAGAACAUGCCAAGAUUAUGGGCAUCCCCACCUCAGAAAACCCUUUCAAGGACAAGAAGCCUUGCACUGUUUUGUAGAACAACUUUCUCUGCCUUCCUUUUGAUUCUUAUGUGGUAAAAAAUAUGUUAGAUUCACAACUUAAUCUAAGGCCAGUGUCCCCCCCUCUUCCCAUUCCUACUGUAGUUUAAAGGAUGUGUUCCUGUUUGCCUUGCAGUCACAUGACAGUUUCAGCAAAGAGCAGGCAGCAGUCCGAAGCUGUGGCAUUGGAUGACAGAGUUCCUGCCUCUCUAAUUAUCACAGCGUGCAGAAACAAGCCCCCUCAAUCAUUGGACCAAUCAGAUUUAGCCAUUCAGCUUUCACCUCUGACUCUGGUCAGGCUCUCUUCAGGAAACAGUUGUGUAGGUUGUGUUCUGCUGAUAAUAGCAGCCCAGAUAAUGAUAUCCUGUCAACGGACCAGCAAUCUGUGCUGUCCAUCACAUGAGAGCAAAUAGUAACAGUGGAAGUCCAAUGCCCCUAAUGCACAUUUCUUUUUUCAUCUUGUCACAUUCAGAAUAAUAAUAGGGUUUAAAAUGAAAUUGUUCUCUGUUCUCUUUAAGCACAGACAGAGCAAUCAAAUUGUUGACAUGUAUAAUUUAACAGUUCACUUAAAUCUUUUAUUUUAGGUAUACAUAAGAG
This is a messenger RNA of Gymnodraco acuticeps, 940 nucleotides long. RefSeq names its product guanine nucleotide-binding protein G(I)/G(S)/G(O) subunit gamma-12 (gene gng12b). Gene Ontology annotation, cellular component: heterotrimeric G-protein complex. NCBI's taxonomy places the organism in Eukaryota, Metazoa, Chordata, Actinopteri, Perciformes, Bathydraconidae. The record is from RefSeq and is a predicted model, not a curated record. Gene Ontology annotation, biological process: G protein-coupled receptor signaling pathway. Gene Ontology annotation, molecular function: G-protein beta-subunit binding.